Molecule: messenger RNA, 2991 nt
Organism: Nyctereutes procyonoides (raccoon dog)
Lineage: Eukaryota; Metazoa; Chordata; Mammalia; Carnivora; Canidae
Gene: PLEKHG7
Product: pleckstrin homology and RhoGEF domain containing G7
Biological process (GO): Rho protein signal transduction
Molecular function (GO): guanyl-nucleotide exchange factor activity
Source: RefSeq, a predicted model, not a curated record
AUGCCGCAGCUGGCAGCCUCGGAUGUAGAUAUCCAUGAUAGAAGACUAGCUUGCUGGGCUUUAGACUUUGCAUGGGGCACAUCCCAGGUGACCUUGUCAACAACCAAAAUUUAUCCUGAUCAAAUAAGCCAGGCACGAGGCGAAAGCAUGCAGAAAGCUGCCCCCUCUGCAGUGUUGGAGAGAAUCUUCGUGGGCACAACUGAGCUGGAAAGGACCUCCUUUGCUUUCAAGGCUUUUUCAGAAACAACUAGAAAAGUCUCUAAGGAGGGGAGGCGCCAGUUCCUUGUUUCAACUGGCCUCAAAUUCACCUGUACUUGGCUGGGAAAGUCCACUGUUAACAGAUACAACAACCUGCCUGUAACUAUCCUCUGGGAAAGGACAAAGACAUACCAGAGGAAAAAGAGCACUUGGAUUCAGAAAGUGAACAACCCCAGUAUGGUCCAGAGAAGAGGAAGAUGGAGCCAUCCGGCCCAGAGGUACAGACCUAAGGUUGUCCCCCUGAGAAGUCUGUCAAAGCAGCACUGUGAGAACCAGAGGAACCUUCUCCACUUUGAUCAACAAGCCCCGGGCUGCAUCUUUACCUCUCUCACUUUGGGGAGAUGAAGGGCCAAUGGUCUUGGGACUUCACACUUGCUCCUAGAAGCAAAGGAGCCUGUAGGCUCUCUAUGUUACCUCUCCAAGAGCCCACCUGGAAGCCCAAAGAAUUCUUCACACUCCCUAUUGCGUUUGAGACUCCAAUCAAGAUGGCCUCUGACCCCAAAAGGGCCCUCAACACAACUGACUGAUUUGGACCCCUUCUUGAGCUUCAAGCCCAUCACUGAGCAGACUCUUUUCCAGGCCUCUCUUCCAGAGAAAGGAGGCCACUGACCACCCACCCCUGCCACGCAGCCCCCACCCCCCCAACCCCCCGGUCCUCAGGGAACACAGCUCCGAGGCUCCUGUGCUCAUUCUGUUUCCUCGAGUGUAGGAGGAGUUUUGUGGUACUCCCCUGGACUGGAGGUGCUCCCUGGGGCCCUUGUGGUGUUGGAGGGAGCUGCCGAUUACCUGGGCCACCCACUUGUGCUACUGAAUUCAGAAUCCAAAAAGCCAAGAUGGCCUUUCUCCAAGAGACAGGUGGGCCAAGACGAACCUAAGCACGUAUCCCAUCUGGAAGGCUCUCUGUCCUCUGUGAAGAUUGCAGACCUCAGGGCCUGUGAGCUCCAUGGCCUUCAUGGUGAAACCUGGAACGAAGUCCUGGAAACCCAUCAAAAACUUCCCACCGACCAAUUAGACUUGAGAAAGCAUCAAGAGGCCGUGUGAGAGCUCUUCACAAGUGAAUGCACUUAUUUCUUGGGCCAUUUAUUAGUUCUUAAGACUAUCUUCAUGAAUACAUUAAAAUAUCUACCAACUCAUGAAUAUCUCCUGGAUGUGGAUUUAUGGAGACUUUUAGCAAACCUACAGGAGUAAGUCAGGUGAACAAGCUUUGGUUUUGUGAACAGUCUUUUUGGCAUCAUCAAGGACAAUGCCAAGCCUUCAGAGACCUCACUCCCAUUGGAUUUCAUUUCUGUGCUCACGAAGGUGAAAUCCUUGUGGGACAGCCACCAGACCUAUUGCCUCAAUUACUCAGACAUCUUUUAUGUUGAGAGCCUGAGGCAAAGAUAUGACUUUGGAAUUUACUUCAAACGGUGAGAGCAAACAGAACAGUGCAGCCGGCUUCUGGCUGAGCUGCUGGUGGCUGCACUUCACAGGCUGACGUGGUACCUACCCUCUGUUAGCAGUAGGAACUCUACAGAGGAAAUCGUGAUCAAUGCCAUCAAGGAAAAGGUGGAGAAGUCCAUCAGGGAUCUUGAAGGAAAGGUGAAGCUUGACAAUUUCCAAAAAUGUCAACCUCUACAGGAGAUUAGAGAAUCUAAUCUUUGGGAUAGAGAUAAAAGAUUUUUUGUUCUCCCUUGUUUAAAAAACAUUUUUAAGGAACACAUGUGUGCAGAAAACAUCGUGUCACCAACCAAGAGACACUUUCUCUCCACAGGAAAAUUAACUCCUGCAGGAAGCACAAGAUUCCUAGAUGUUUAUCUGUUUCUCUCCGACAAUUUCCUCUUAGUUAUAAAGUGCCACAAAAAGAAACGUGGAGGCUCCGACACUGGUUUGCUGUGUCCUUUGCUUACUCCUGAGCUGCAAACAGUAAUAAAAGAGGGUGGUUCAUCCAUCUCACUAGACAGAUUAGAGGACAAAAGUAUUGAUCUACUCCCCAUGUCAGCACUUGGGCUGAGAAAUUCUUGCCUUGCACAACGUGAAAACAGACAUCAGCAGUGGAUAGCAGCACUCUUAUUACAAGCCCAAAUGGAAAACAUCAAGAAAACAUGGAUGGCACAAAUAACAGCAGCAAUCUCUUUCAUCAAUAAUCAGGAUACCAAGAAUCUAUCUUUAUUUACAUUGCCUGCAGAAUCCUCUGAAAUAUAAGGAUCUAAAACAAGUGGUGCACCCUUUUUAGAUAUUAGGGAUUAAGACACUCUUUCAAACUUUUGUAACACUUAGUGAUGGGUUAGAAGGAAUUGUGCAUCUUAAAAGAGUUCCAGAAUUUGAGAAUUUGAGCCAGGAAAAUCCUCAGUAUAGAGGAAUAAUGACUGCAACAAAUGUGAACUAUGAGGAAUUUUUUGGCAGGCAUAUACUGAUACCUAGACUACCUAAUAAUGUUUUAGUAGGACUUGAGGGAAGCAUGGUGCUAUUUAAAAUUUGUAAAGGGUGAAAGAUCAGCUGAAUGGAGCGUCAGGAGGAAAGCAAUGCCCACUGCUUGUGCUCGGUAUGGACUCUAGCAUCUCACUUUGUCUAUGUCAAGAACGAAACUUAAUUUCCUACACGGUUUGUACAUCAGUCUUACUGCUUUGGAGUCCUCACAUGCAAUAAUAAUUCUGAUGUAUACUUUGCUCUCCUAACAAAUUAAGCAAUCAAUAAGGUCUAUAUUUAAUAGUCUUAAAAUUCCUAUUUGCCAACAGUUUCCUCAUCUCAGGUAUA